Molecule: messenger RNA, 3998 nt
Organism: Patiria miniata (bat star)
Lineage: Eukaryota; Metazoa; Echinodermata; Asteroidea; Valvatida; Asterinidae
Product: adhesion G-protein coupled receptor D1-like
Exons: 24
Coding region: 274-3585 (1103 amino acids)
Biological process (GO): cell surface receptor signaling pathway; adenylate cyclase-activating G protein-coupled receptor signaling pathway
Cellular component (GO): membrane
Molecular function (GO): G protein-coupled receptor activity
Source: RefSeq, a predicted model, not a curated record
AAAAUAAUGGUUAAUAAUCGUGCGUAUGCACGUGGCUACAUACUUGUCGAUUGCAUCAGCCACACUCGGUUGAGCUAGGUUUUAAUUUCGCCAAGUUCAUACUGGAAUCCUUGACAGUGCAUCAGACAAAUUGAUCCUAACCACCAAUAAGUCCAGGCCUUUCAGCGCUAAUGAGUUUGGAUGACAGGUGAUGCAUUACAGACGCUAGCCUAAUGCAUUGAAAAUUGCAUCCAAGCAGUCGGAUAAUUGCGGAGCAGGUAUCAGACGAGAAGUAUGAAGAUCGUGCAAGCAGGAGCGUCUGUCUGGCGAGCCGGGAUGAAAGGCUUCGGUCGGGGUUCCUCUCCUGCCCCACAGGCCCGGGGCAGCGGAUGUAGUCCCGCUCAAGCCCUUCGAGUGGUUCUCCCAGUGCUGGCUUGUCUUGGUUUUGCUUCGUCCUCUAGCGAUCUCCAGAGCAAUAACCUGCCAGCGGAACAGAUCACGACAUUGCAAACUGAUGUUACAGGAGGAUAUUAUGUCAACACUACGAGCACUACACAAACAGAAACUGGUGCCCACCCAAGGACAUGUCUGGAUCUGAUGAAUACCACUGGUCUGUCUCAGGAUGGUUUCUUCGACAUCGACCCCGACGGACCAGGAGGCUUUCCUAGCUUCCUGGUAUACUGCAAGCUAGAGUCUAGACACACUUCACCAGGUACCACCGUUAUCCGAACUUCGAAUCCCAUUGAAGGAUACGUACAUGAUAAUGACCACCGUGUGACCGUGACAUACAACAGUGUACCUGAUAUAGGAGCCAUCCGGGCACUUAUCGAGGUCUCAGCCGGUUGCCGCCAAUUUCUGUCGUACACGUGUGACGGACUGCCCAUCUGGACGCAUGACAUUCAGCAUGUAGCCUGGCUGGACUGGAACGAGAUGGAGAUGCUUAAUUGGGGCGGGGGGCAGACUGGUGUCCCAGGCUGUGAUUGUCAUUUGCAUGACGAUUGCUUUGGGGGAGGCAUCUGCAACUGCAACUCCCCGGAGAUACAUGGCACUGACUCUGGUUACAUCACGGACACUGACACGCUUCCCGUUACCGGACUGGUAUUCAAGAAUACCUCCAUUAACUCCGGAAGUUAUUCCGUAGACAACCUGGAGUGCUUCGGAAAGAAAUCAACGGAGGCGGGUUCGAGCGUUGCCCCUUCCAAAACCGAGGAGGCGACCACGGAACGUGACAAGACAACGACUGGAGAUGAGACUAGCACCAUACAGCCCUCCACAGAAGCCUCCGGUACUACUGACGUGGAUGAAACCAGUACUGUUGGUCCUGAAACGACAGUCGAGGGAUUGACUGCCGGUGUAUCCACGGACGCCCAAACCACCCCUGAACCGAGCUCUACCACUGAUGAAGAUCCCUCGACCACGUCAGAAUCAACGGAGGCGGGUUCGAGCGUUGCCCCUGCAACAAGCAAGGAGGCGACCACGGAACGUGACAAGACAACGACUGGUGAUGCUACUAGCACCAUACGGACCUCCACUGAAGCCCCCGGUACUACUGACCUGGUUGAAACCAGUACUGCUGGUCCUGAAACGACAGUCGAGGGAUUGACUGCCGGUACAUCCACAGACGCCCAAACCACCCCUGAACGGAGCUCUACCACUGAAGAUCCCUCGACCACGUCAGAGUCACCUUCUACCAUCGUAUAUGUCACAAACGAGGAGGCCAUAACCGAAAGCGACAAGACAACGGCUGGUGACGAGACUACCCCCAGACGCACCUCCACAGAAGACCCCAUGGCCACCGCACCAAGAUCAACUGCUGAUGGUCUCAUCAUGACGUCAGGAACAACACUGAACGUAAACACAGUGCAGCCCGAGCAGGAGACUACGAAGGCAAACCUCGUCAACGAAAUAGGAGAUUCGCUCCAGAAGCAACUGAAAGCGCUUGCGAUUUCUGCUGGAAACACGUCUACCGAUACCCUCAUCAAUGCUACAAAGAACAUUCUGGGGAAGACAUCAGCAUUUCUUUCGGUUCAAGACAGCGUGGAUGUGUCGACCAAGAUGUCGGUGGUGUCUCUGGUUGAGUCCUCCUUGUCGCAGGUCGCUCUCGGUCUGCGUGACGGUGAAAAACUGCAGCUGAGUCUCGAUGAUACAAAGGUGGAGGUGACAUCUUUUUCAUCCGCGGAGUCCCUGCAGGGCUACGUCUUCAGCGCAGCAGGAUCUGACUCACCCAAAGUUGAUGGCCAGGAGAGCAAGGACACUGCUCCUGGAGAGGAAGAAGUCACACUGGCCAUUUCCACCGGAUCGUUUGGUCAUGUCGAAGGGCCAGUGAAGGUGUUGGUUGUGUAUCAGGGGCUUGCGAAUGGGACGGAGGAGGGGACGGCUGGAGUGGAGGCCAGCACAGGCUCCGGGUCCGAUGUUGUUUCCAAAGUCAACAGUGGUAUCUUGUCAUGUAGCGUGCUGUCCGGUGGCCAGUCGCUGGACGUAGGAUUAGAGUUCUCUCUGCAACAGAAAAUGGAUACUGUGGUUGGAUUUGAAGAUAAGAUUGUGACACGCCAUUGUAGCUUCUGGAAUACAACACUUAAGAAAUGGUCAACAAAGGGAUGUCGUACUGUGGAUGCUGGUAACGCUGCCGCAGCCACGAAGACGAAUUGUUUCUGUGGCCACAAUACCAGCUUUGCCGUACUGCUGCGAGUCACUGAGCGUCCCAUUGAGACAACACAGAACUCGGGCAAUGAGCACGCCUUGGAAGUGCUCAGCAUCGUCUUGGGAACUCUUUCUGUAAUCUGCCUCGCACUGACAUUGAUACUCUACGCUUACCUCAGACUGUUUAAGUUUCUUCAGGUCAAGGUCCACGCCAAUCUGACUGCAGCUCUACUCGUGGCGCAGCUCCUGUUUCUUACCGGGAUCAAUGCCACUGAGAAUCUGGUUGUCUGCCGGAUCAUCACGGUCCUGCUGCAGCUGUUUUUCAGCGCGGCUUUCAGCUGGAUGCUGAUUGAGGGCGGGCUUCUGUUCCAGAGGGCCACGAUGGUAUCCAGGCAACCACCUAAGAUGCUCUACUUGAUGCUGGUUGGAUGGGGUGGCCCAUUUCUUCUCACAUUAAUAUCAUUCUCUGUUGGUUAUCAUCAAUAUGGAAUACAUGGACUCUGCUGGUUGUCUGCUCAUCGUGGUCAGAUCUGGGCAUUCCUAACGCUAGUCAUUGUUGUUAUUCUGGUGAACGUUAUCGUGAUGAUUGUUGUCAUGAAGACAUUCCUGUCAUUGAAGAUGAACAAGGACAAAGACAACGCCGACAGAAUCAGGGCUAGUUUCCGUGCCGUAGUCGUCUUGGUCCCAAUCUUGGGCCUGUCUUGGAUCUUUGGUCUUCUCGCUGAAACAUCGCUGGUGUUUAAGUACCUCUUUGUCAUCUUGAACUCCUCUCAGGGCAUAUUCGUAUUCAUUUGCCACGGAGUGUUGAAUAUAGAGGUCCAGAAGGCAAUGAAGCGACGGCGAGCUAACAAGGUCUCCAGCCUGGGGACAUCGUCAUCCGAGCACACGCAGUCUCAGUCUGGUUCCAAGAAGACCAUAAUGACCACGGCUAGUAGCGAGGGCGGCAAGCAGGAGGACCGAAUGUAACAAUACCCCAGACCCACUCAAAGUUGAGCGUGUAGUCCUAAACCCACGGGCGCCGCCUUGUUGUUUGCCGCUGUACCAUGCGCUCUAACCGCAAAAGAUCUGGACCCAAUUUCAUGGCUCUGCUUAACACAGAAUUCCGCGCUUACGAUCACCAUUCUGUGCUAACCGCGGUAGCAAAAGCGUUAUGCUUAUCAUGUAAGUACAUGUACAUAAUCCGUAUGUAGGUCUAGGCAUGGGCAGAAGCCUCAAUUCCUCGCUUACCCAUGAAACAGCUAAUCAUAAAGCAGGGCAUGUUCUGCCCCAGUAAGCGGAGAUUUGUCGCUAAGGCCAAAAAAAAAGUCUCCGGUUUCUGGUAUGCGCGCGCGUCGCCGCAGCCAUGCGCGUCGGCAAAAUGAAACAGUUUUUUUUUCAAU